CGCCCUCCGACAUGAGGUUUUCUUUUUUUUUUUCAUUUAUUACCUUUUGACAGCAAAUAAACGACGCGGCACGUUAACGAACAUGCUGCUGGGUCACUAAAUCACCGACACUGGCUUCUGUCGGACGGAUUCCGCGGAUAUCGGACACUGGGGAAAUCAUUAAACCACCGACAUGGAUCCUGAUGCAGCCCGGAGAUUGAUGAGGCGUGGAGACCAGUCGGUGUAACGGGAAGUCAUGUUUGACGGGAGGAGUGUAUUUCACAACAGGAGGUUCCCCGUGCUAAAAUCGUGAAGAGGCAAAGUUCACAGUCAGAUCGAGGCCGGUUCAUCUGCCACAAUGCCCGGGAUGGUGGUGUUCGGUCGGCGCUGGGGGAUAGCCAGUGACGACCUGGUGUUCCCCGGAUUCGUCGAGCUGUUCUUCCGCGUCCUCUGGUGGAUUGGCACCAUGAUCCUGUUCACUUACCACAAGGGACACUUUGACUGUAACGGGAGAGGAGUUCUUCACACGUUUCUGGUUGGACAGUUGGUGGUGUUGGCCCUCAUCAUCCUCUCUCUCUGUGCCAUCAUCUAUGUCAGUGCCCAAGGAACCAUCACCAACCCGGGCCCUCGGCGCUCCAUGCCCGUCUUGGUGUACCUGCGGGCCGUUCUGUACCUUCCCGAGCUGGCGUGGGCCUGCAUGGGGGCCGUGUGGGUGUCCGACGACAGCCGGGGCUGCGAUCCCGCCACAGUGGGCUCCGUCAUAGCAGCAGUGGUCGCAAGCUGGUUCAUCCUGCUGUUCACCGCGCUGGGCGUGCUCUUCGUCUUCGACCCGCUGGGCAACCCCCGUCCCCAGCCGGCGGCCGCCGAGCCGCUGGGCGUCCGCCACAUGGAGAGCAGCGAGGGCACCCAGUUCCUGUCCACCGCCCGCUCACUGGCGGUCAAAGUGUGGGAGAGCCGGCUGCGGCUGCUGUGCUGCUGCCUGCCGCAGGACGAGAACCAGAGAGCCGCCUUCUCCAGCAUCGCACAGCUCUUCACCGGAUUCUUCUCCGACACCGACCUGGUUCCCAGCGACAUUGCAGCCGGAUUGGCUCUCCUGCACCAGGAGCACGACAAGAUGGAGCGGAGCAGAGACCCCGACAUGGUGGUCCCGCACAGCCCUUCCUCUCCGGUGGGUGAAGACUUGGAGACGGAGCUGGAGAAAGCCGCUCACUGCAUGCAGUUUGCCGCGGCAGCUUACGGCUGGCCGCUCUACAUCUACUCCAACCUCCUGACCGGGCCCUGCAAGCUCAGCAGAGACUGCUGUGGGAGUCGAGGGGCCGAGUACGAGAUCGUGGGAGGAGACCACCUGGGCUGCCACUUCUCCUCCAUCCUGCAGAGCACAGGCCUGCAGUACCGAGACUUCAUCCACGUCAGCUUCCACAACCAGAUCUACGAGAUCCCCUUCUACGUGGCUCUGGAUCAUAAGAGAGAGGCUGUUCUGGUGGCCGUCAGAGGAACGCUGUCACUGAAGGACGUCCUGACAGACCUGUCUGCUGAGUGUGAGAACCUCCCCAUCGAGGGAGUAUCCGGCGCCUGCUACGCCCACAAGGGAAUUUGCCAGGCGGCGGGCUACAUCUACAAGAAGCUGGUGAACGACGGCAUCCUGAACCAGGCCUUCUCCAUUGCGCCGGAGUACAAGCUGGUCAUCACCGGUCACAGUCUGGGAGCUGGCACCGCUUCAGUGCUCGCCGUCCUCCUGAGGAACUCCUUCCCCACCCUGCAGUGCUACUCCUUCUCUCCACCAGGGGGCCUCCUGAGUAAAGCCUUGGCCGAUUACUCCAAAGACUUUGUGGUGUCGGUGGUUCUGGGGAAGGAUCUGGUUCCCAGACUGAGCAUUCCCAACAUGGAGGACCUGAAGAGACGGAUCCUUAAAAUUGUGUCAAACUGCAAUAAACCCAAAUACCGCAUCCUCCUGCAGGGCUGCUGGUACGAGCUGUUCGGAGGAGACCCCGACGACUUCCCCACCGAGAUGGACAACCGGAGGGAGGAGGAGCUCAGCCAGCCGCUGCUCGGCGAGGAGUCGCUCCUGGUCCGCCACUCCUCGUCCUACCACAGCCUGGCGUCCGACGACUCGCCCGCGCACGCCGCCACGCACCUGCCGCUCUUCCUGCCCGGGCGCAUCCUGCACAUCACGGAGGACGGGCCGUCGCGGAGAUCCUGCUUCUCCACCGUGCGGUACCGCGCGGACUGGUCGAACGAGAUGAACUUCCGGAGCAUCCUCAUCAGCCCGCGGAUGCUCACCGAUCACAUGCCCGACGUGCUGCUGCGAGCGCUCAACAGCCUGACCUGCGAGCGGCCGUACUCCCUCUGCCCCUCGCACACCAGCGGCAGCCAUCAGCAGAACGUCUGAGCGCCGCUUCCAGCGGCCUCCACAUCUGAUUGUACUCAUAAUCCACAGAAACUCACCUGCCGAGUGAGCAAAAAAAACAAAAAAACAAGCGUCUUUGUCAUUGCACUUUCCGUUAUUUAUUUCAACUUUUAAUGCCAUGAUCUCUUAUGAAUGUGCGUUGUGUACAAUAUCUUCCAGUUGUACCGUGAUGUCAGUGUUUUUUCCCCUCCCGUCGUUUGUGUUUUGUGCGCGCGGUGAAACCGCCACCCUCCUCUCGUCUUCCUCCAGGACGUCCGAAUGGAAGAAAUGCACCCUCGGCUGGCUUUAACCCGUCUUGUGUCGACCGUCUGGAGACUUCAGGGUGAACAGUGCCUAUGCAUCAAAAUAAAAAAAAAAAAAGGACUGAGUGGGGUGUGUUUACACAAGCUGGAAUAAUGCAUGUGUUUGGUGUAAACAUAACCUUUAUGAGGACGAUUGUACAUUUCUGUGAGGGGAAAAAAGUUUACUUGCCAUGGAUAUUACAUUUUUUUUCAAUAUGUGUAAUAUGAAAGUUUGAAUCAGUUGAUGAUUACAGCAUCAGAAUGUUACAUGCAAUUAAAAGCAUUUGUGAAGCACAA
Messenger RNA from Salarias fasciatus (jewelled blenny), 2964 nucleotides. RefSeq names its product sn1-specific diacylglycerol lipase beta-like. Gene Ontology annotation, molecular function: triacylglycerol lipase activity. The transcript has 16 exons. Bases 338 to 2368 code for a protein of 676 amino acids. Gene Ontology annotation, biological process: arachidonate metabolic process; diacylglycerol catabolic process; neurogenesis. The record is from RefSeq and is a predicted model, not a curated record. Lineage: Eukaryota; Metazoa; Chordata; Actinopteri; Blenniiformes; Blenniidae. Gene Ontology annotation, cellular component: plasma membrane; cytoplasm.